Messenger RNA from Salvia miltiorrhiza (redroot sage), 1958 nucleotides. RefSeq names its product oxysterol-binding protein-related protein 3A-like. Gene Ontology annotation, cellular component: intracellular membrane-bounded organelle; cytosol; membrane. The record is from RefSeq and is a predicted model, not a curated record. Lineage: Eukaryota; Viridiplantae; Streptophyta; Magnoliopsida; Lamiales; Lamiaceae. The transcript has 10 exons. Gene Ontology annotation, molecular function: sterol binding. The coding region runs from base 340 to 1704 and encodes 454 amino acids.
CAGCCGCCUUCACACAGUCUCUAGAGAUCCAAGAAAUUCAAAAAAAUCGGAGACUACGAAGACUUAUCUUCAACUUCACAAAGUUUUGACUGUUCUUCAACCGCGUAAAAACCCCAUCAAUUGAAGCCAUUAUCAUCCCAAUUCCUUCCCAUUAUCACAUUAUUUUUCCAUUUUUAAACAAUCCCACAAGCCGCCAACCCAUCAUCAAUAAAGCUGCACGAUUUCUGCAAGAUUCCGAUACAGACAUACAUAAUAAAAAGCCAAUCUUUUUUCCUUCCUUUAGGAAUAAUUUCGAAACAAUUUUUUUCCAGACUAGCGACAGUUUGAUCUGACUCCAAGAUGGCUUCGAAUAACGAUCCGAAGCAGGGAUCUGGUUUUUUUGCUUCCUUUGCUUCCACAAUUUCCAGCCUUGGCACCGCCAUGUCCAAAUCUGUUAAUGGUUUGAUUGGUUAUGAAGGAUUGCAAGUUAUAAAUCCUGAUGGAGGAACUGAGGAUGCUGAGGAUGAAGCUCGCAAAGGGAGAUGGAAGCAAGAGGAUCGGGAUAGUUACUGGAGAAUGAUGCAAAACUACAUCGGUUCUGAUGUCACAUCUAUGGUUACACUCCCCGUUCUCAUCUUUGAGCCCAUGACAAUGCUUCAGAAAAUGGCUGAGUUGAUGGAGUAUACAUAUCUAUUGGAGUUGGCAGAUGAAUGCGAGGAUCCCCACAUGAGAUUAGUAUAUGCUGCUUCUUGGUUCAUAUCUGUGUAUCCCGCCAUCCAGAGGACCUGGAAGCCAUUUAAUCCAAUUCUUGGAGAAACGUAUGAACUCGUGAACCAUGGUGGCAUUACUUUCAUUGCGGAACAGGUUAGUCAUCACCCUCCGAUGAGUGCAGCUCAUGCAGAAAAUGAGCAUUUUGUGUAUGAUAUCACUUCAAAGUUGAAGACCAAAUUUUUAGGGAAUUCAGUUGAUAUCUACCCCGUUGGGAGGACGAGGCUUACCCUCAAGAAAUCCGGUGUGGUGUUAGAUUUGGUUCCACCACUUUCAAAGGCUAACAACAUCAUAUUCGGACGAACUUGGGUUGAUUCCCCCGGUGACAUGAUCUUGACAAACCUCACAACAGGCGAGAAGGUGGUUCUCUACUUCCAACCUUGCGGGUGGUUCGGUGCUGGCCGCUAUGAAGUGGAUGGAUAUGUGUAUGACGCAGAGGAAGAACCUAAGUUCUUGAUGACAGGGAAGUGCAACGAGUUCAUGAGCUAUCAGCCUUGCGACUCUGAGGGCGAACCCACUCCUGGCUCAGAGCUCAAAGAGGUGUGGAGGGCUGCUGAACUUCCCAAAAACGAUAGAUUUCAAUACACUCAUUUCGCACACAAAUUGAACAGCUUUGACACUGCACCUAAGCCGCUGCUCCUGUCAGAUUCUCGUCUGCGUCCAGACCGUAUGGCACUCGAGCAGUAUGAUCUCUCUAAAGCUGGUGCCGAAAAGUCUAGGCUGGAAGAGAGGCAACGGGCUGAGAAGCGAACGAGGGAGGCGAAGAAGGACGAGUUCAAGCCCAAGUGGUUCGAGUUGACGGAUGAGAAGGCUUCGACACCUUGGGGUGAGUUGGAAGUUUACCGAUACAAUGGCAGGUACGAACAAUAUCGUGCUGGUGUGGAGAGUUCAGACAACAGUUCCAAGGAGUUUGAUCCAUGGCAAUAUCAUGACGAUUCGCCUACUGCUCAAACAUAAACAUCAUCACGUCCAUUAUUUCUUUUAUUUUUCCAGAUUUUCAAAUGUUAAAUUGUUGGGAUUCUUAAUUAGUCCAUAUACUUUUCAUGUAUCUUUUUCUGGGAUGAUAUAGAUUUUACGUAGAUGAGAUGUAUAUGGCAUGGCACAUUUCUUUUUUCUUUUUCUUUUUUUUGUAUUUUUGCUUUUGGUUUCAUUGUUUGUUUGAAUGUAUCAAAAAAUGAGUUUUAUGCAAUUGUUUAGAGAAUGUUUGUCAA